AUGUUAUCUUUGGCAGAAGAUAUCAAGCUUAUUAAGGGUCUGAAAGUCUCGCGAAGAUCCCCUUCGAUCUCUCACCUUUUCUUCGCAGAUGAUGCUAUGCUUUUCUUCAAAGCAAAUAAAGAAUCAUGUUUGUGUAUAGCGGACAUUCUUUCUAGGUUUGGGAAAGCUUCUGGUCAACAAUUAAAUCUCCAGAAGUCUGUUAUAAAGUUUUCUCCGGAUAUUGCCCCCGUGGAAAAAUUAGCUAUUAAACAGGUUCUCUCUAUUCCAGAAACUGAGAAUAUGGGGAUUCACCUGGGUGCCCCUAUUGAUAUUAGGGGGAAAAAAAGUUCCUCCUUCCAGUUCCUGGUUGACAAAGUGGCGGAAAGAAUCAUCUCGUGGGCCCCCUUACAUCUAUCCCAGUCAACAAAGUUAAUCCUCAUUAAUACGGUUUUGGUUGGCAUGUCUGCGCAUGUUAUGAAGUGUAUGAAACUUCCCCGGAGCAUCGCAAAUAAAAUUGACUCCCUAAUUGCUCGAUUCUGGUGGGAUGGUAAUGUGAAUAAGGGGUUGCACUGGGUGAGUAGAAGUCUCAUCCAACUUCCGAAGAGUAUGGGAGGGCUGGGAAUAAGGGGUAUCUCGAAUCUUAACGACGCUCUUCUUUUCAAGCAAGCGACGAGGAUUCACCUAAACCCUCAGCUUCUGUUAGCAAGAGUACAUAGAGGGUUUCAACAAUGUAGUAUAUGUCAUUUUGCUAGUCCUUAUAGAAGACAAGGGAAUCCUUCAGUGGGGAGGUCAAGUAUACAGAAAGUGGUUCAUUCCUUCAAGAAAGGUUUUGCGUGGAAAGUGGGAAAUGGAGAAGCAUCAGGGCUCUCAGCAUGCCGAAGGAUAAGGGAGUGUUUUGAGUGGAAUAGUGCAAAAGCGAUCCUGGCAAUGGAGCUCCCUCUUUCAUCUGAAGAGGAUUUCCUCUACUGGAAUUAUCACCCCUCCGACAAAUACACUGUUAAAACUGGGUAUUACUACCUAUCAAAGGAUAGAGGAAUGGAAAUCACUUCAUCUUUGAAUAGGGAUCUAGAGUUUGUAAAGCUGGUUUGGAGAAUGAACAUUCAACCGAAGUGGAAAGUUUUCCUGUGGAAGCUGUUUCAUGAUGGAAUAACAGUGAAAGUUUGGGAGGAUAGCUCUCUCACCAUUUUCCCUGACAUUCCUGGGUCCUCUUCUUCUUUGAGGAGAUGGAUCCAACACUAUAUCCUGCUCUUUAAUAGCGAGGAUGGGAAGAAUAGUAAUUGUAGUGUUUUGUUCAUAGCUUCACUAUGGAGUAUAUGGAAAAUGAGAAAUGCAGUAUGCUUUAAAGGGUCCACAGGAACAAGUAGUCUGGUAGCGGAGUCCAUAAAGCUUGCAAUGGAGGAGCAUGAGCUCUUCGGGCAACAAGGAAGUUUAGCAGACGAGAGGGAGGUUGCCAGCAAGGAUAAUCUUAUUAUCCCCCCGGGUUUCAACUAUGUUCAGCUAGGAAAGGAAAAGCUUGGUUUUGACAAUUUCAUAGUGGAAGCCGAUGGCUCCUGGGAUAAGAACACAAUGAGAUCAGGGGUAGGAUGGGCAGUAAAGAAUUAUAUACAUGGUGUUGCCAGGGAUGAAGGGGGGAAAUAUGGUACCACAACAUCAGUCAUCCAAUGUGAGGUAUGGGCUUGUCUUGAAGCUAUGAAGUGGGCUCGGGCUAAAGGGAAACAGGGAAUUCUUCUCUUAUCUGAUUCCAUCUCCCUCCUGAAUAAUUUACAAGAUCACCAGGGGAAGGAAAUCUCGAUUUAUUGGCUGCUAAAAGAGUUAAGAAUAGUCGGAGCUUCGUUUCAAAGAUGCGCAAUCUUAAAAGUUAAUAGGGAUCAGGUUCAACGAGCUAACGACAUUGCUAGGAAAUGUCGGAUAGAUUGCACUUCUUUGCUGUAG
Molecule: messenger RNA, 1911 nt
Organism: Chenopodium quinoa (quinoa)
Lineage: Eukaryota; Viridiplantae; Streptophyta; Magnoliopsida; Caryophyllales; Amaranthaceae
Exons: 3
Coding region: 1-1911 (636 amino acids)
Molecular function (GO): nucleic acid binding; RNA-DNA hybrid ribonuclease activity
Source: RefSeq, a predicted model, not a curated record